UUUGUACGAUCCCGUGUGGGAGGAUCUAGAAAUGGUUGUGAUGCUAUAAGUUAUAUACCAACUUCACCAGAAGAUACAACUUUAGUAUUUGAAUCAAGAUUUGAAAGUGGUAAUCUGGCUAAAGCUAUUAAAGUGGGAGAAUAUGAUUAUGAACUAUAUCUAAGAUAUGAUUUAUUUACAUCUAAACAUACACAAUGGUAUUAUUUCCGAGUUAAAAACACUAGACCUAAUAUUAAAUACCGAUUUACUAUUGUUAACUUUAUGAAGCCUGAUAGUUUAUAUAAUUAUGGGAUGAAACCAUUGAUGUACAGUGAGAAAUCAGCUCAACAGAAGAAAAUAGGGUGGAUACGAGCUGGAACUGAUAUUAAAUAUUAUAGAAAUAAUUUAAAGUAUGAAACAACAAAGGGAGAUAAGUCAUUCUAUUCAUUAACAUGGACAACACAGUUUACUCAUGGUAAUGAUGAUGUUUAUUUCUCACAUUGUUAUCCUUACACCUAUACAGACUUACAGGAUUACCUAUUAGAAUUAUCAAAUGAUCCUAUUAAAUCAAGAAUUUGUAAACAAAGGGUAUUGUGCAGAACAAUUGCUGGGAAUUUAGUAUAUUUAUUAACAAUUACCUCCCCUUCUCAACAUCCAGAUGAUUUGAAACACAAGAAAGCUGUUGUAUUAACAUCUAGAGUACAUCCUGGUGAAAGUAAUUCAAGUUGGAUGAUGAAGGGAUUUUUAGACUAUCUUACUGGAAACUCAGCAGAUGCAAAGUUGUUAAGGGAUACAUUUAUAUUUAAAAUAGUACCAAUGUUAAAUCCUGAUGGAGUUAUAGUAGGCAAUUAUAGAUGUUCACUGGCUGGUCGUGAUUUAAACAGAAACUAUAAAACAAUGUUAAAAGAUGCCUACCCUUCUGUAUGGCAUACCAGAAGUAUGAUCAGAAAGUUGUUACAAGAAAGAGAGAUAGUGGUGUAUUGUGAUUUACAUGGUCAUAGUCGAAGACAAAAUGUCUUUAUUUAUGGUUGUGAAAAUAAACAUAAUGAGAAAAGACUAAGAGAAAGAAUAUUUCCCUGCAUGUUGUCAAAAAAUGCUCCCCAUUCAUUUAGUUAUAAUUCAUGUAAAUUUAAAGUACAGAAGAGUAAAGAAGGUACAGGAAGAAUUGUUGUAUGGAAUAUGGGUGUUCUCAAUAGCUUUACAAUGGAGGCAACAUUCUGUGGGUCAUCACUGGGUAAAAAGAAAGGCAGCCAUUUUUCAGUAGCAGAUUUUGAAGCAUUAGGCUAUUACUUCUGUGACACAUUAUUAGAUUAUUGUGAUCCUGACGCUACCAAGUGUGCUAAUAUCUAUCUAGACCUAGAAGAGAAAUUACGUAAAGAAAUUUUGUCUAGGAUGGAGAAACAAGGAGUGACGUCACCUAAUGAUCUAGAUAUGAGUGAUUUAGAAUCUGACUUAGAAUCAAGUGAUGGUGGAUCGGACAGCUCAGUAUCUGAUGGUCCUCCAAUUCAUUUACAAUAUUCUUCACAAAGGGUAAGUCUGGACUCAAUUAUUAUAUUCUCCAAAUAG
Molecule: messenger RNA, 1545 nt
Organism: Lottia gigantea (owl limpet)
Lineage: Eukaryota; Metazoa; Mollusca; Gastropoda; Lottiidae
Exons: 12
Biological process (GO): proteolysis
Molecular function (GO): zinc ion binding; metallocarboxypeptidase activity
Source: RefSeq, a predicted model, not a curated record